Molecule: messenger RNA, 11184 nt
Organism: Wyeomyia smithii (pitcher-plant mosquito)
Lineage: Eukaryota; Metazoa; Arthropoda; Insecta; Diptera; Culicidae
Product: hormone receptor 4-like
Exons: 8
Coding region: 1992-6062 (1356 amino acids)
Biological process (GO): regulation of DNA-templated transcription
Molecular function (GO): sequence-specific DNA binding; zinc ion binding; DNA-binding transcription factor activity
Source: RefSeq, a predicted model, not a curated record
AUCAGCGAAUGUUGUUGGACCCGUGUCGUUCGGGCCCUGGUUGACUCGGCUUCGUUCAGUUGGUAACCUACUUUGCUUCGAUUCGUACAUGUUUUUUUCCGACUCGCCAAACCAAUUUCCGCGCGCAUAUCGAGCGAAAACUUUCUGCGGUUGUUGCACGCGAAGAGAAGUGCCGCAUCCUUUCGGUACGGAUUAAAGAUUUCCAAGUGCCAAGGGAUGAAACUGCAAACCGAUGGUUCAUUCCUUCUUCCUGUUGUUUUGAUCUUUGUUCUGUGAUGCGCUAUCUCUUGUGUUUUGUUUUCGUCUCGUUUUCGUCGACAGUUCAAUUUAUUUUGGUAGAAAAAUAAGUAGUGAAUGGACGUAACGUUUAAUUUUCUUCGAUGCGCAGAAAGUGAGAGUUUACGGAUGUGUUUGGAGCAGCAACGAGGUCGAAUGCAGCUGCCGUCUAGGGAUCUUGCCCUGUCGUUUAUGAAGUGAUCGUUAUUGACCUUAAACCAACUGUCUCGUAAGUUGAAUUGUUUGUGCUUUCAUAGUGGAUAUUUAUACGGAUGAGGUGUGAAAUUGUGGGAUGCAAACAGAAGAUUUUUUCCUCCUGUGAAGAGCGUGUUUUUAAAAACAACAUUAUUUACGGCGUUUGCGAGUGCAUCAAAAGACUACGUCUGCGGAAGAGAAGAAAGCAAGUGCAGAAUGUGAUGUACGUUAUGGAUCGUUAUGAAAGUGUCUGACAAGUGAAGGUUCUCGUUAACGUUUAAGUGUCAGAAAUCAAGAAAAAUAUUCUACGAAAUAUGGAUUAAAGUAUAGUUGGAGAAGCAAAUUAUCAACGGUUCCAGUUUACUUGCCAUCGAGCCACGUUGAAUUAGGAGCAGCAGUUCCCGAGGAAAUCCGGAACACAUAACAGAUCUCUCACCGCUAAGACUGACCAGUGCGUGAUAUGGAAAACAAGUGAAUAUAAAUCUAGAAUGCGAUGUGGAAUAAAUAUUAUCUACUGUUUCUACUAAUUACUGCUAGCUGCCCGAUGUGUUCAAAGUGAAAAAUGAAGAAUCAAAGUGUCUUGUUAACAUGAGGAACAACCGUCCAGCGAUCGCUUUUGUUCUAGCUCACAUUACACGGCCGGCAUUUUCUUGCCGUCUUAGUAGGCGGUUUGCACGGUGCUACAGAUCGUCCCCGAUCUCCGGCUCCAGGUCACCUUGUUCCAGUUUCGUUGCACAUUUUCAACCUAAGGAUACCACACAAAGUGAUUCUUCAACCACUUAGAUCUCUUUUCAUUCGUGAGAGGCGUAGUGUUCAAACAAAAGUAGGCAUAGUUGUAGCUCCGACAGAUGUAUUUUUAUCAGUUGUUGAACCUUGAAAGGAACCAGAGGCUGAGUAGCUAGAAUUCUACAAUACACAAUAGUGAAGUAAUCAGAGUGAAAUUAAAACUGCCCAUGUUUCAUCGCCAGUAGUGUUUACGAGAGUGACCUUUCCCGGUGCAGUAUCAAUCGCCUUGCGAGAAAAGAACAACGAGAGAAGGAGUUCGCGCGAUAAGUGAUUCCAGUUUCAAGUGUAUCAAAAUAUUUACAAAGUGACUGCUAAUGCGAAGGAAAGUGCUUCCUGGUAGUGAAGUCAGCAGAAAACCCAAACAUAACCUUACUCCUGAGCACCAGAGGAAUUAAGAGCGAUGUGAAUGAAUCGAUCAAAGGCGGCGCGACAAUCGCGGAACAGAUCCAUUCUAGUGGCCUGCUGUGCUUCAGGUGAAAGAUUAAUUGUACUAUUUUACCGUUGUGCCGUGAACCUACGAUCUUAAACAUGACGUUAUCACGAUUACGAAUGCUUGAACCCGAUAAACCUGUAGCAAACAACGCAGCGCUGUGAGUGUACGUGACCUGUUUGAAUGAAACGAUGCUUUAAAGAUAAAGCCCUAUAGUGAACAGUCCGUAAGCGACCGGAGCAAACCAUUGCUCCACCUAUCCUUCAAUCUGAAUCCCGUUAGAAAUCCAGAACUCGUUACGAAAAUGACGUCUCUAGGAAUUAUGACAUUGAGCCGUGGACCCUACAACGAGCUCGAUAAAAUGAGCCUUUUUCAAGAUUUAAAGCUGAAACGAAGAAAAGUUGACUCAAGAUGUAGCAGCGAUGGGGAGUCCAUAGCCGAUACCAGUACUUCAUCACCAGAUCUUCUGCAACCGCUCUCACCGAAGAUGUGCGAUCAGCAGCAGUCGGCAGGCCAGUUGGAGCUGGGCGAGCACGGAGCCGAGUUGGAGGAUGGCUCGCCGGCUCCGGCUGCUGCUGCAGACCACCAGCACCACCAGCACCACCACCACCACCACCACCAGCAGCAGCAGCACCAGCAACAACAACACCAUCACCAUCAUCAGCAUCCACAUCAUCAACAACACCACCACCAGCAGCAGCAACAGCAACAACAACAGCACCACCCGCAGCAUCCUCUCCACCAUCAUCAUCAACCGCAUCAUCAUCAUCAUAGCAAUAAUGUCGAUAAUAACAAUACGUUAACAAGCAACAACAACAACAAUAAUAAUAACAACAACAGUAACAGCAGUGAUAGUUGCUUAACGUCACCAAAGCCAAUGCUCGAUAGCAGUCUGAACGACGAUGAUGGUGGCAGUGACAGGGCAUCGCCUGAUUCGCCGGGUUUGUUGAUAGACGAAAGGCCACCUUCGAGACUGAAUCCGAAACCGGAUGCCGCCGGUAGUAUACCGGUGUCGUAUUCCAGUACAGCCAAUUGCGGUGGGGGCGCUAGUGUGAUACGUUCGGUGGCGGAUGAGCGUCCCCGGUCAACCAGUCCGCCUAGCAGCCAUAAUUUAGCGCUAAUGAAUUCCAUUCAGCUACUACAGCAGCACUACAGUGCGAACAGUGGCAGUACUGCUCCCAGUGCGGGCGGCGGAAGCAGCAGCAGCAGCUGUAGGGAAUCUUCCGGAGGCGGCGCAGAUGGACCAAGUCAUUCACAACAGCAGCAACAUCAGCAACAUGUGACCGUACUAGUCACUCCGAACCGCAUGAAGUCUGACCAACCGACGACGCUGGUCACGCUGGGGAUGCGCAAACAAGCACCACCGUCAAUUAAUCCAGCAGACACCAACACCGGCAGCGAUAGCAGUAGUAACACCAACGGUAGUCAAACUAGUACUAGUGAUAUCUGUAAUGGUAGUAAUAGCAACGCUAGUAAUAAUAAUCAAGAGCCUAAUAGACUUACAUCGACACCGCAAAGUUCAACGUCGUCGUCGCCGGCAUCAACGACAUCUGCAUCGUCGUCGAAUUCGUCAUCCACAUCAAGUGCAACGCCGGGUCAGCCGCCUGUUCACAUUCACAUGUUUCAACAGCCCCCGAUGGGUGGAAUGUCUAAAUUCACAUCUAGUCAAAUUUCUUCAAAUAGUCUAAACCUUCAGCAGCAGCAGCAUAUCGCACAGCAACAAAUGCUGCAGGCCAUGCAACAGCAGAUUCGCAUAAAGAAGGAGCGCAUGCCACAGUACACGAUCGUUAAUCAAAACACGAAUACAUCCCUGCUGCCAGGCGCUCAUCAGCGGCAAGCAAACAUGCAAAUGAUGCCCAAUCCCCAGCAACAGGCAUACAUGAAACGCGAACGAUCCCUAUCGAAUCAGAACUACACCGUCGUAAACGUAAACAUGCCACCCGUGUCAAUGCCCGGAAACAUGAACCACCAAAGGCAACAACCUCCGCUGAACAGCAGCAGCGGCAGCAGUAGUAGAGGCGGUAUUCAAUCAGCUAAUCAAAUGCAGCCACCGAUGUCACCUACUCAGCAACAGCAAAACCGACAGCAGAGUCCAAUCCCGAUUGGUUCCACCAAUAUGCCGCAGUCGCCGUCUCACAUAAUCAUCAAACGUGAACGGCAACCUCUAACUGGCAGUCAACCGAUGGUUAGCCAAGCCAUGCAACUAUCACCCAAUAACCAACGGCUACCGAGUCCUAUCCAAGUCAGUCCCACCACAUCCCCGCUGAAUCCCGCUCUUCAGAUUCGACAUCCCUCGCGUGACGCAGCCAUCUUAUUUCGUGUGAAAAACGAAACGCAAAUACCAAAUCUCAUGUCCCAGCAGUUGGCUGGGGUCCCACCGCGGAUGGCAGUGUGGCCGGGUAGUCAGCAGCGAAUCAACGGUGUCAAGCCGGAAGUGAUCGGUGGUCCCCUUCCCCCGCUAAGAAACCAAAUAUCACCCCAGCCGUCUCCGCAGCACUAUCAGGGCCCUGGUCCAAUCACCUCGCAGUCGUCCUUUCGCAAUACUCCCACGGUCAUCAUGGGCGAAUCUUGCGGAGUUCGCACGAUGGUCUGGAGCUACGAUUCCCCACCGCAAGUACAAACUACGACACCCUCGAUUCCGUCAUCCCCGUCGGCAGCCAGUACCGGCUCGAUGCAAAGCCCGAUGGGACCCGGAUCGUCCCACAGUGGCAGCAGUGCUGGUGGUGGCAGCAGCAUUGGAGGCGGCAAUAUUCCCCAAUCGCCGGGUGGCACUCAGCACCAUCAGAACAGCAACAGCAGCAGCAGCAGUAGCAGCACCAGCAACAACGAGGAAGCGGCGCAUCUACUUCUAAGCUUAGGACAAACCGUAAGGCAAAAUGAGGCUCAACCAUGGACACCCAGUCGGACAGGACUGCCGCUAAACAUGGAACGGCUGUGGGCAGGUGACUACAGUCAGUUUCCCACCGGUCAUCAGAUGCAUGCCCUGAACCUAACCUCGCAACAGCCGUGGAACAUACCGCCCGGACCAAAAAAGGAACUGUUGGAUGAUAUGCCGCCAGAUGAGGACGAACAGCCGCUGGUGUGUAUGAUUUGCGAAGAUAAGGCCACCGGACUGCAUUACGGAAUCAUAACAUGCGAGGGCUGCAAGGGUUUCUUCAAGCGGACAGUGCAAAACCGAAGAGUUUACACCUGCGUAGCGGACGGUACCUGUGAGAUCACCAAGGCCCAACGGAAUCGCUGCCAGUAUUGUAGGUUUAAGAAGUGCAUUGAACAAGGCAUGGUGCUUCAAGCUGUUCGAGAAGAUCGAAUGCCGGGCGGGCGAAAUAGUGGCGCAGUUUACAACCUGUACAAAGUUAAAUAUAAGAAACACAAAAAGAACAACCAGAAACUGAACAACCACCAGCAAAAGCUAGGCCUGCCCGGUAGCGACAAUCCAAAGUCGAUGUAUCUGACCUCGUCAACGACGCCGCCGAUCAAGUCUGAAAGUAUUAGUCUGCCAUCGCAUCUGGUCAACGGAACGAUCCUGAAGACCGCCCUAACCAACCCGAGCGAAAUUGUGCAUUUACGCCAUAGACUGGACAACGCCGUCAGCUCGUCCAAGGAUCGGUCGAUCUCGUACGAGCAAGCCUUGAACAUGAUACAUACCCUUAUAGACUGUGAUGCUAUGGAGGACAUAGCGACCCUGCCGCAUUUUAGUGAAUUCCUCGCCGACAAGUCGGAGAUUGGCGAUAAGCUUUGUAAUAUAGGUGAUUCCAUUGUACAUAAGCUCGUCUCGUGGACCCGUAAGCUGCCAUUCUAUAUGGACAUAGCGGUCGAAAUUCACACGAAACUGUUGACGGACAAGUGGCACGAAAUUCUGGUGCUAACAACUGCCGCCUAUCAGGCCAUGCACGGCAAGAAGAACAUCAGCAAUCAACUCUCGAGCGGACCGGAAGGGGCGACAAGUCUCGCGCCCGAUAAAGAAGAUCCGGAGUUUGUUGAGGAGAUAACCGCCCACCUUCAAACGCUGCAAUCUUGCCUGACGACGUUGAUGGGUCAUCCGAUCUCAAUCGAGCAGCUAAAAAUCGACGUUGGACAGAUGGUGGAGAAAAUGACUCAAAUCACCAUCAUGUUUCGAAGGAGUAAACUUAAAAUGGAAGAGUAUGUCUGUCUGAAAGUUUAUAUUUUGUUGAACAAAGAAGCUGAAUUGGAAAGCAUACAGGAACGUUAUGUGCAAGUACUUAGAACCUAUCUACAGCAUACCGUACCGCACAGCCCCAAUAGACUGUCGGACCUGCUUGCCCACAUACCUGAGAUCCAAACAGCCGCCAGUUUGCUGCUGGAGAGUAAAAUGUUCUACGUGCCCUUCGUUCUGAACUCCGCCAGCAUUAGGUAGCAGAUGAUCGAGCGGGGAAUGCUAGAACCACUCCAGCACGAGCUUCACCGUUUCCACGAAGAGCAGCAACAGCAUAAUCAAACGACUGAUCCUAGCAAACCAGCACCGCCAUCGGCACCAUCGGUAACAACCUUACGCCAGCAGGCGUUAUCCGCACAUCCGGUUCUUCAGAUCCCUGUUACAUCAUUCGCGCAACCGCAGCCGCAGAUCGCUAAACGCUCACCAUCAUCAGCGACAAUGUCUGCCUCAACAAUGGUUUCCAGUAAUCAGCAACAUCUAUCAGCAGCACUAACACCGCAACAUCAUCAUCAUCAACAACAACAUCAACAACAGCAACAGCAGCAAAUACAACACGUGCAACCAAUGCUUCAGCAAGCGCAACAGCAAUUAGUACAGCUGCAACCGCGUCAGUCACCACCGCAUUCCCAGGCCAUCAAUCGCAGUGGAUCUGUAACAAUUUUUGUUAUCAAAACUAUGUUACCUGAUGAGUAAUAAUUUUCAGUUUUCGCCUCCGUAGUUAAACGAGAGAAAGUGACGCACUCCUUCAAAAUAUGGGCACCGUUUGUUAUUUAAGGUUAUGGAAAUCGUAAUGCAUUGCGGAAAUGUACUGAGUUUCGAUUUUUCUUUACUACUGCUAAAAGACAAGUGAAGAGCAUACCGAGUUGAUUCUCGUUUUUAGUUGUUUUUGUUUUUUUUUAUGAAAUGUUUCAUAUACUUUUUAAACCAUUUCUCGUUGAGCGUGGAAAUAGGUCACUGUAAGGCGACAACAAGUAAAGAGAAAACAAUUUUUAACGUGGAUAGAAUAGAUGUACUUCAUUAUAUACACAUCUGAAAGCAUAGAGAUUUUGCAUAUACACGCACUCAUAUACACAAAUCUUGAAAAAUAUGUAAAAAGCGAAUCAAUAUGAAGAACAAAAAUAUAAAUUUUCACCCUAACCUGAAUGUAUUGUACUGUGAAAACAUCAAACCGUUUAUUCUAAACAAUAAAUCACUCCCGAAUAUGCAUUGGAGCGUUGUUAGGACAAGCUAAUAGUUCUGCAUGGCUUGCUGAUUGGCUUACGCGCAGUGGUUGCAUCACCGAAUGGGUCUGUCUAUUCAGUCGCGUGAAAAGAAAAAUUGAAAAUAAUAAGAGAAGAAAAAAAUAAACAAUAGCAUGGAUUCACAUUCGAGGGAAAAUAUUUUUCCACUACUAGGAAGUCUGAAAAUAAAUGCCUUCUAUAUUAUAAAUAAAAAAAACGAGCGACCGUAGGUGUAACUGAUUUAAGAGUAGAAGAAUCGCGAAAAAUAAAAGUGGAAAAGUAAUCAAAUUUCCCGUUUCACACAAGUAUAUGAACUGCGAGCAAAGCAUUGGUAUUAAAACAAAAUAAAUCGAGCGGAAAUCGGUAGCGAUCGAAAAGUCGUGCAUAAAGAAAACGUAAACAAACACAUAUAUAUUUUUAUAUAUUUAAUUGACGAUUAAUUGUUGUUCUUCUUAUUAAUAUUUUUAUUAGCUAAUUUUACAAACAACAAAAAAAAACAACAAAAACAUAGUUAUGACGGAGAGCAACCGAAACAGUGUAUUUUACAACCGAAAAACACAAUUAUCAACUUUCAAACGGAAAGUGCUGAUGCUAUUAACAACUACCAUAACAAAAAAAAACGCGAUUUGCUAGAAGCCUCCCCCUGUUUGUACAACAUUUGUUCAGCCAUUAUGCUGAGCCGCGGGUGCUGCUUUAUACAUACAGCAAACUGAACGCACUGAAACAUCCAAUUUUUAAUGUAAAUAGAAGAUUUUCACAUGUUUGCUUUUAUUCUCUUCUUCUUCGUCAUUUUUUAUAAACUUUAAAAAUAUAUUUUAGUUGUAUAGGUGGAAAAAAUGCAUGCUUUUAAACGGUUCCCGCAGAGUUGAACAAGUUGAAGGGAAAGCCUUUUGCUCUACCAAAAUCCUGCGCGGGCAAGGGUUGUCCUCUCCUUUAAAUAGGGUGGUAGCGAAUUUUGAGUAGUUUGUAAAAUGAAGUUUAGCAAAUGCCAACUAUAUACGUUAAAACAAAUCGUGGUUUCCUUUCAGUUCACUAAGCGUACUAACUGUAGGGCAAGAGAGAAUGGGAAAGAGGUGCACGUUUUCGUUUCGACACAUCACAGAACGCGAUAACUGAUUUUAAAUCGACUAAGAUAUAACGUUUACUAGUUUAGAGAAUAAUUUGAAAAUGACCAAAACUGAUAAAUUGAUCCUCCUGAUUUUUGUUUUUAAAUUAAUACUACUAUAUAUGUUUAGGAAGCGAGGCAUGAAACAAUCCUGUAUUUUUAGGCAACAUUAUUUAUCCGCAAACGACUUUUUUAUUACUGUGGACGAGAAACAAACGUAGUGAAAAACUAACCGUGAAAAUAACUCAUUUUGAAUGUUUAGAGACUCGUUUUAGCAAACACGUAACUUAUCAAAUAAUUAUUUAUACACAAAAAAGAAGCAGAGAAAACAGCUUGUUUCGUUGUCCGACGUGGAUUUUUUCCAUUUGCCAGAAGCUACUUUUUUAGCUUGUAUGUGCGUUAAUAGAACGAUAUGAAACCAAAAAUUUAGAAAAUGUAAUACUGUAUUUGUAUAGGAAACUGCUAAACGGUGAACUAUCAUCGUCCUUCUCAUGCCCAAAAACCCCAUCAUUUCAGUUCCAUUUGUCGCAUUAUUAUUAUCUCUGAAAGCAAACCAAUUUACACCGACAAGAUGUAGCAGAAAACAAAACUUACACUCGCAUUCACUAUCGAAGGACCCUCGUGUACCGUUCGAACAGAAAAAACGCAAACUACACAGAUCGAAGCAACCCACAACCACAGACAGAUGAAGACAGAAGCAUAUUUAAAACCAUGUAAUUUGAGCAAAGUAACCAUGUAAAUGUGUCUGAACGUAAAUAUUUCGUAAAUCAACCGAAAAUCAAAGUAAAAUCCCCUUAUUAUGGAACCGUUGUUACCAAUGAAACCAUAUUACUUAUUAAUUAUUGUGUAAAGAAGAAAGGAACUGCAUUAAAAAAAUAAAAAAAACUUCAGAACGGAAAGAAAUAGAUCACAGAUUAGUAUGCAUUCAUACCGGCACACUGAGCAAACUGCAUUAGCACACAAAUACACACUCACUUACAUACAUACACAAACACACUAAAACAGGCUCCUGGAACAAGUCAGCAGCAAGCUAGGAAUGAUAAAAGACUAAUAUAUACAUAUACAAACAAAAAUACAUAAAUACACUGAAAAACACACAUCCACAUAUUGCGGAAAGAAACAAAAGAAAGUUACCCUUAAGUCAUGCCGACAAAAAAGCAAAUAUGUCAAUAAAUAAAUCACUGCCAGAAUGAAAAUACAUUAACAAGAUCACUGCGAAACAGUAACGAAAACUUUUCAAUCAAAAACAAGCAAAAAUACAACAACUGCCAACCGUUUACCCAAAACGGAACUCAAAAAUACAAAAAAUAAAAUAGUACAGUGGAACAACAGACAUGUGAAAGUAGAGGAAACGGUUUUCCCAUUUUAUGUGUUAGUUAGAUGUUGUCUUAUGUUUUGUUUUGAUUUACGCUUUUUGUUGUGAUUUAUUUUCGUAUAGAAUUAUGUUGUGAUAUAAAACAAAAAGUCCAAAAAAACAAUGAUUUGCUGCCAAUAUUUUCCUCUUUUCCUUUCCACACAUUUAUUAAAACUAUCUCAACCUGAAGCAAUCCAAAGACGACGAGAGUGAGCCAGACAUGUUUUCUUCGCUAAUAGUAUCAUUAUUUUUUUCCUAAACGACAAUGUACAAAAGGACGACGACACCGCGCCAAAUUCCACACCUACCCGUAAAGUUAAGCUUCAAAUCGUUUCGUAAGAUUAAUCUACAUUUUAAAUACAGUGAUUAGUACGUAGGAUAAUGUAAGACAAACGCAAUGGUGGUUUAAAGUUACCAGAAAAUCUUGAAAAUAACCGUUGAAGAGAACUGUUCAUUUUAACUAGUGUCACAUAAUUAACCAGCUAUAGAUGGAGAUUUCAGUACAGUGCUUUCGAACUAAACUGUCGUCGUCGUAUAACUUCUGUUCCAAUUCAACAACAAUCCGCUCACUCUAGCCUGUCCAGGAUCAAUCACUAUUUCAAUCACCUCUUCAUCAAUUGGAAAAUCGGACCUUAGGUGAAAUGCUUUUAUUGUACAGAAAUGGGCAACCUCAUUUUUUUCCCUUCAUUUAUCUUGACUAGAUUCCAACACCAAAAUCUUUGAACAAAAAAAUGUUGGUAUUCAAACGCAGUCAUACUGGAACCCUAUAUCCAAUGCAUUGAUCUAUUUUAUUCACAAUAAGACAGUACCAUGAUAUGACUAGUGAACAAGUCGAUAACAGCAACCAACACAAAGUAAAACUGUUUCAAGCACACCGUAAAAAUCAGCUUCUGCACCAUUUUGUCAACAUAACAAAAAAUAGAAAAACAGACUCAUUCCUUUAUCUGAUUUCACGAGUAUUGCUGUUACACUCAUCCUCAAGUUCAUUAUUUAUGUAAAAAAAUAACCGAACAAUUGCUGCCAUCAUCUCUAGAGCAUUUUCACGAAAAAAAUCGUACCGUCUAUCGUUGCUUGUUUUUAAUUUUUCAAAACACAUUCGUUCGCUUUAGUUUUAUUUUUUGUUGCAAUCACUAUAUAAGAAAAACAAACUAUAAAUAUACAUUUUCACCACUCCUACGCAUAUUCUUCACAGCGUUUCACCAUAGAAACAAUACGCAACGGAAACAAACAAAAAUGUGUACAUUUUACGAGACAAACAAAAAAAACACAAAAAGUAAGCAACCACUAUAACAGAACACUGCCGGUUCUCAAGUAAAGCGUUCGCCCGGUGUUUGAUGCAGUAGGCCUUUGUGUCAACACAGCACCGUUUUGGCGAACCAUAGAAGCUAACUGAUAAGUAAUAAAGAUAAUGGAUAACGACGAGAAGGAAGAAAUGAUUAUUGUAAUUGUAAGACCUAAUGAUAAUGAAACAAGUAAUUGAGUAAAGAAAAAAAGUAUAAACUAUAAAUACCUAAUUACCGAUUAAGAGUAUACAUACAGCUACAGAAAAUUAGUAAAGCAAAAAAGCAGAACGUUAGAAAUUGUGUAAAAGAAAAAAAAUAAAAACGAAUGAAAUAAAAGAAAACUAAAUCGGAAAUGUAAGCG